AUGUCACAAGACUUGGAUGACACUGAUGUUAUCCAACUGUUAUCAUUUGUGUUGGAGCCGUCUCCCAGCUCAUCAUCAAUCUCAGCGACCAGUGGAAGUCAGACUAAGCCAGCUGCGGACUUUGACCUCCCUGCCACAGGUGCAGAACGGGCAUUCCAAGAGCUGUUUUCACUCCCUGUAUCUGAGGUUCCUCUGCCAGACUGGAAGAGUGGGCGAAAGUGCGUGCUAAUAGAUAAAGAAAAGUCUAUAACGUCCUCACUGGCUCAUGGAAAGAUGUACCUGACUAAAAGUUUCCUUUGUUUUGAAAACUCCAGGAAUCCAGAGGAACAUAUAAAUAUCCCUCUCUCAGAAAUCACCAGACUUAUCAAGGCCAAACCAUUUUCCUGGAUGCCAGGCAGUGGGAUGUCUCUAGAGAUAACUGUCAAAGACAAGGACAAGCCAUAUAUUUUUGGAGGAAUAUUACAUCGAGAUGCUGUCUACAAGAGCAUCAUCAAAACGGCCAAGGAUGCACAUCUUGACUGGGCACUAGAUGUCUCUGCCAACAAGACAAGGUCAGUUCUCAGUUUGAGCUCACUGAGAGCUGCAGAAGACCAAUGA
Lingula anatina is the source of this 597-nucleotide messenger RNA. Its product is annotated as GRAM domain-containing protein 4-like. Gene Ontology annotation, biological process: apoptotic process; negative regulation of toll-like receptor 9 signaling pathway. The record is from RefSeq and is a predicted model, not a curated record. Lineage: Eukaryota; Metazoa; Brachiopoda; Lingulata; Lingulida; Lingulidae.